Molecule: messenger RNA, 1035 nt
Organism: Sinocyclocheilus anshuiensis
Lineage: Eukaryota; Metazoa; Chordata; Actinopteri; Cypriniformes; Cyprinidae
Product: isobutyryl-CoA dehydrogenase, mitochondrial-like
Exons: 7
Coding region: 59-946 (295 amino acids)
Cellular component (GO): mitochondrion
Molecular function (GO): flavin adenine dinucleotide binding; acyl-CoA dehydrogenase activity
Source: RefSeq, a predicted model, not a curated record
UGUGUAGAACUACAUUACCCAUAAUCACCGCGGUGAUUGAACGCGUCACUAAAUCAACAUGGCGGCGGCUAGGGUACUCGCAAGAGGUGUCCGAUUGGGUUCAUAUAGCAUCGGUAGAAGUCGCAGUUUAACAUUUAGCGGUGUACAGAGACGAGGAAUAGCAGCUUGCGUUGAUCCCUCUAUAGGACUCACAGAUGAACAGAAAGAGUUUCAGAAGGUGGCAUUUGACUUUGCUGCCAACGAGAUGGCACCACAUAUGGCAGAAUGGGACCAAAAGGAAAUGUUCCCGGUGGAGGCCAUGAGGAAAGCCGCCCAGCUGGGGUUUGGUGGGAUUUAUGUGAACCCUGAUGUUGGGGGGUCGGGACUCUCUCGUCUGGACACCUCUAUCAUAUUUGAGGCUUUAUCCACAGGCUGUGUCAGCACUACCGCAUACAUCAGUAUUCACAACAUGUGUGCCUGGAUGAUAGACACAUUUGGAAACAAUGAGCAGAGGGAGAAAUUCUGUCCUGAUCUCUGCUCUAUGCAGAAGUUUGCUUCAUACUGUCUCACAGAACCUGGUAGUGGGAGUGAUGCCGCUUCGCUUCUAACCAGCGCGAAACUCCAAGGAGAUCAUUAUAUUCUGAAUGGCUCCAAGGCGUUCAUCAGUGGAGGUGGAGACACAGAUGUUUAUGUGGUCAUGUGCAGGACAGGUGGGAAGGGACCUAAGGGCAUCUCCUGCCUGGUGGUUGAAAAAGGGACCCCGGGACUCAGCUUUGGCAAAAAAGAGAAGAAGGUAGGUUGGAAUUCGCAGCCAACCCGAGCUGUGAUAUUUGAGGACUGCGCUGUCCCAGUGACCAAUCUGCUUGGAGCAGAGGGGGAGGGCUUCAACAUUGCCAUGAAAGGCCUAAAUGGAGGCAGAAUUAAUAUUGGUGAAUUGUUUCAUAACUUUGAUUUGAAACCUUUUUGAUAACCUAUUUAUUUUGACAGAUUUGUGUUCUGGUCAUUUGAACCCAGAGAGGAUUGGAUUAAGACUUACUGACUUGCUCACACUUGACC